AUGAAAGUAAGUGUAUUAGGAGCGUGCGGUGGUAUUGGCCAACCAUUAUCACUACUAUUAAAAAACAAUGAGUAUAUAGAUGAAUUAGCGUUAUAUGAUAUUCGUCUAUCGCAAGGUGUAGCCACUGAUCUUUCGCAUAUUAAUACAAAUUGUCGAGUUCAAGGGUAUGGCAAGGAUCAGUUGUCUAAGGCAUUAGAGGGGUGUGAUGUUGUUGUCAUUGUUGCUGGUAUCCCAAGGAAACCCGGUAUGAAAAGAGACGAUCUUUUCAGUAUUAAUGCAGGUAUUGUUAAAGGGUUGGUCUUGGAAGUUGGAAGGUAUUGCCCCGAGAGUAGAGUAUUGAUUGUUUCUAAUCCUAUCAAUAGUACUGUCCCAAUUGCAGUAGAGACGUUAAAAUCGAUUGGCAAGUAUCAACCUGGUAAAGUUAUGGGUGUUACCAUGCUUGAUCUGUUGAGAGCAGAAACGUUUCUGAUGGAAUACGCUAGGAGCAAAGCAGAUGGCUGGCAGAUUGAAGAUGUCAAAGAAUUGAAAAACCAAUUAUGUGUCAUUGGUGGUCAUUCCGAUAAGACAAUGGUCCCAGUGUUAUUAAACAAGUAUUAUCAAAGAAGGGUUUUUAACAAUGAUCUAGAAGAGUACAAGGGGUAUAUCAAGCGUAUCAAGUUUGGCGGUGAAGAAGUAGUCAAGGCCAAAGAGGGCAGUGGGUCUGCUACGUUAUCAAUGGCGUUGGCGGGAUACAAUUUCAUCGAAAUUAUCUUAGAAAAUAUCAAGAUUGCAAGAAGAUCCUCUCAAUCGAACGUAAGUAGUUGUUUUGUAUAUUUGAAUGGUAUCACCAAUGGGGCUGAAGCACAAGAAUUGAUACGCAAAUAUACUGGUUUGAAAGUGGAAUAUUUCGCCUUGCCAGUGGAAUUAAUGAACGGCACAGUCAAGGGGAUCAAUUUACAUGUAUUGAAAGAGAUUCUGGAAACAGGGAGUUCCUACACUUUGGGUCUAUUGAAAGAAUCUGUCGUUCAAGUGAAUAAGGAUGUCAUCAAGGGGAAACAGUUUGGCUUACAAAGCAAGUUAUGA
This is a messenger RNA of Henningerozyma blattae CBS 6284, 1062 nucleotides long. It is a transcript of the gene MDH3, whose product is annotated as malate dehydrogenase MDH3. The transcript has a single exon. Lineage: Eukaryota; Fungi; Ascomycota; Saccharomycetes; Saccharomycetales; Saccharomycetaceae. Gene Ontology annotation, biological process: tricarboxylic acid cycle; malate metabolic process. The record is from RefSeq and is a predicted model, not a curated record. Gene Ontology annotation, cellular component: cytoplasm; mitochondrion. Gene Ontology annotation, molecular function: L-malate dehydrogenase (NAD+) activity. The coding region runs from base 1 to 1062 and encodes 353 amino acids.